Sebastes umbrosus (honeycomb rockfish) is the source of this 6109-nucleotide messenger RNA. Its product is annotated as multiple epidermal growth factor-like domains protein 11. Lineage: Eukaryota; Metazoa; Chordata; Actinopteri; Perciformes; Sebastidae. The transcript has 26 exons. Bases 433 to 3864 code for a protein of 1143 amino acids. The record is from RefSeq and is a predicted model, not a curated record. Gene Ontology annotation, molecular function: scavenger receptor activity; protein binding.
CGAAGCGGAAGUGAGGUGGGGUCAGUGCUCUCGCUGCCUCCGCUGCUCUUCGGUCGCUCUGUGCAGAGCAGCAGCUGCAGCAUCAGAGACUCACUGAGACACUCUGAGCUCAAGUUGGUAACUACUGCACACCGACACGGAUGAUGCUGAGGACUUUACUCAUGUUGCUCCACAUCUUUUAGAAUUUUUUUUUUUUUAAGAAUAAUGUCAACCACGUCGUCUCUCAGGAAGCUCCUUUAAUAGCAUCUUUAUUUGCAUAAUAAAUCCACCAGAAUGAACUUUAUUUAGGACGCAUCUCUCCUGCAGGCAUCCUGAGGUCCAACCCCAACAUCGUUGUCCACGGGGGUCUUCUUUCUUGUGAUAGAGUUCCGUCUCACAACAGAUUACCAUUCAUCACACUCACCUCUGCUCAAGGACGGAGGGAGGAGGACAAUGGGGGCCGGUGGGGUUUCCCCCCAAGCCCUGCUGUGGCUCAACCUGUUCGGCUUGAUCUCUCUGGCGUCGUCCCUCAACCCGGAUGACCCCAACGUGUGCAGCCACUGGGAGAGCUAUGCAGUGACUGUGCAGGAGUCUUACGCUCAUCCAUUUGAUCAGGUCUACUACACCCGCUGCACCGACAUCCUCAACUGGUUCAAAUGCACCAGACACAGGAUCAGCUACAAGACGGCGUACAGAAGAGGAGUGAGGACGAUGUACAGGCGACGCUCUCAGUGCUGCCCCGGCUUCUUUGAAAGUGGAAACCUUUGUGUUCCGUUGUGUACUGAAGAGUGUGCCCACGGACGCUGUGUCUCUCCUGAUACCUGCCAGUGUGAGCCCGGCUGGGGAGGACUGGACUGCUCCAGUGGCUGCGAGAGCGACUUCUGGGGUCCCCACUGCAGUAACCGCUGUCAGUGCCAGAACGGGGCCAAGUGCAACCCAAUAACCGGAGCCUGCGUCUGCACCGACGGCUUCCAGGGCUGGCGCUGCGAGGAGCCCUGCGACCCCAACCUCUACGGCAAGGACUGCCUGCUGGACUGCCAGUGCCUCAACGGCGCCACCUGCCACCAUCAGACCGGAGAGUGCCUCUGUGCACCCGGAUACACCGGGGCCUUCUGUGAGGAGCCGUGUCCUCCGGGUAAACACGGCUCGCUGUGUGAGCAGCGCUGUCCCUGUCAGAACGGAGGAACGUGCCAUCACGUCACCGGAGAGUGUUCCUGUCCCGCCGGCUGGGUGGGUCCGGUGUGCGCUCAGCCGUGUUCCUUCGGAUCGUUCGGCAUUAAUUGCUCUCAGGAGUGCACGUGUCGUAACGGAGGGCUGUGCGACCACAUCAGUGGUCAGUGCCAGUGCACCGCCGGCUACAUCGGAGAGAGGUGCCAGGAAGAAUGCCCAGUUGGCACUUACGGGCCGCAGUGCGCCCACAAGUGUGACUGUCAGAACCGAGCCAAGUGCUACCACAUCAACGGGGCCUGCCUGUGCAACGAGGGCUUCAAGGGCCCCAGCUGCCAGGACCGCUUCUGUCCCCCGGGCCUGUACGGACUCAUCUGUGACAAAUAUUGCCCCUGCAAAGCUGCGAACACACUCAGCUGCCACCCUCUGUCCGGAGAGUGCACCUGUGCAGCGGGAUGGGCGGGGCUUUACUGUAACGAGACCUGUCCGGCAGGUUACUACGGCGAGGGAUGCAGAGAGCUGUGCGCCUGCGCCAACGGAGCCGACUGCGACGGCAUCACCGGAGCUUGUAUGUGUGCUCCGGGGUUCAUAGGUGACGACUGCUCCAUCAGCUGUCCCGCUGGCCUCUACGGGAUCAACUGCACCUCGUCGUGCUCCUGCCACAACGAGAUCAACUGCUCGCACAUCGACGGCGCCUGUUUCUGCAGAGAAGGUUGGCAGGGCGUGGACUGCUCCAUCCCCUGCUCCAGCGGUGCUUGGGGACUGAGCUGUAAUCAGACGUGUCAGUGUGCCAACGGGGCGGCCUGCGACCCCGUCAACGGUACCUGCACCUGCUCUCCGGGCUGGAGGGACGAGUACUGCGACCUGCCGUGUCCCGAGGGAUCAUACGGGCUGGACUGCAGAGAGAGAUGUGACUGUGUCAACGCUGACGGCUGUGAUCCGGUGACCGGCUUCUGUCGCUGUCUCACGGGUUGGACAGGUGUCCAUUGUGACAGUGUGUGUGAGGAGGGACGCUGGGGACCCAACUGCUCCUACAGCUGUACCUGUGAGAACGGAGGCUCCUGCUCCCCGGAGGACGGCACCUGUGUGUGCACUCCCGGCUACCGCGGCACCAACUGCAGACGAGCAUGUUCGCCAGGUUUUUACGGCCAUCGUUGCAGCCAGUCGUGUCCUCAGUGUAUCCACAGCGACGGGGCGUGCCACCACAUCACCGGUCACUGUGAAUGUCUUUCCGGCUUCUUCGGCUCGCUCUGUAAUCAAGUGUGUCCCAGUGGGAAGUACGGUAAAGCCUGCGCCGAGACGUGUUUGUGCACCAACAACGGCACGUGUAAUCCCAUCGACGGCUCCUGUCAGUGCUACCCGGGAUGGAUCGGCGAGGACUGCUCCAGACCGUGUCCUCAGGGCUCGUGGGGUCCAGACUGCAUCCACACAUGUAACUGUCACAACGGAGCCCAGUGCAGCGCCACAGACGGAGAGUGUAACUGCAGCCCUGGAUGGACGGGACUCUUCUGUACUCAACGCUGUCCUUCAGGUUUCUACGGCUCUCAUUGUGCUGAAGUGUGCCGCUGUCAGAAUGGGGCGGACUGCGACCACAUCAGCGGACAGUGUUCCUGCAGGACGGGCUUCAUCGGACAGAGCUGUGAGCUCAAGUGUCCUGCGGGGACGUUUGGUUACGGCUGCCAGCAGCUGUGUGAGUGUAUGAACAACGCCACCUGCGACUACGUGACGGGAACCUGCUACUGCAGCAUCGGCUUCAAAGGCAUCCGCUGUGACCAGGCGGCUCUGAUGAUGGAGGAGCUGAACCCCUACACCAAGAUCAGCCCGGCGCUGGCAUCAGAGCGCCAGUCAGCCGGCGCCGUCCUGGGCAUCAUCUUCCUGCUGCUGCUCAUCAUGGCCAUGCUCGGCCUGGUGGUCUGGUUCCGCUACCGGCAGAGAGAGAAAGGUCACCACGUGCCGAAUGUCACCUACACGCCCGCCCUGCACAUCAACUCCACCGACUACUCCCUCUCAGGGCUGCAGUGUACAGGCCUGCUCUCCUCUCCAGAGUCCUCCCCCAGUAACAGCUCUGUAGGCCGCUGCUUCUCCAACCCCAGCUACCGCACGCUGGGGGGGCCAUGCACCUACGCCGCUCACUACGCCAAGCCGGACAAGAGGAGCGCCGCCAAGAUGAAGACAAAGAAGCGCCACAGGAACAGUGCUCCAGAGUGGGGGGCCUACUGUAACCUCAGUGACCUGGGUGUUUACUGCAUCGACCGGCGCUAUAGCUACCACGUGGAGCCGCGCUACAGAGACUACAUGAAGGGCUCGUUGUCCAGCACCUGCUCCCUCAACAGCGAGAACCCGUACGCCACCAUCAACGACGCGCCCGGCGCCUGUAAACACUCGGAGAGCAGCUACGUGGAGAUGAAGUCGCCGGCUCACCACGAACACAUGACACACUGCUGCUCCGCCGCCAUCAUCACCACGACGACCACCACCACCGCUCCCACCAAGAACGUCUACGACAUGGAACCAACCAUCAGUAUCAUCCAGGGCGGCGGUGGCGUGGUGGUUCCCAGUUACCCUCAGAACCCGUACGACCUGCCCAGGAACAGCCACAUCCCGAGUCACUACGACCUGCUGCCGGUACGCCCGAGUCCCUCCCACAGCCACAGCCUCACCCUGCACAGCAGCCACAGCCCGCCGCUGCCCGGCAGCCCCACCAGCUCGUUGCUCUAGACCCCCCCCUCCCAGCACCCAGAACCCAGCACCCAGACUGGACACUGGACCAGUGCUCCCAGUCCAUCCACAACCAGGAAACUGUGAACUGGGACGUCUGACUGAUGCACUGCUGUUUGAUAUUUAUCUCUGUAUUAUAUCCAGACUGUUUCCGUGCCGAUCAAUACUUCAUAUUAGUGUUGUAUUGUAAACUCCCCUCAUCAACAAAACGUCAACAGAGGGAAUAAACGCCGACGUACACACACAAGUUUACCUUUAUUCUGGUAUGCUGAUGUCAUGAUACGUCAGAAGAUGCAAAGAUGCUCGUAAAAGAAACAAGUGACUGAGUUACUAAUGUAUAUUUAUCUGGGUGGGACCGCUUCUUAAACCCGGAGUUUAUCUGCAGUACAAGUACUCUAAAUGAAGACUGAGGUCCUCUUCACACCCGGACCGAGUGGAUCGACCAAACCUGAACACUGAAGACGCAUCAUACGGGCAUUAUUUCUCCCAAACAAACCAACGUGUACAGUGUGGACAUCUGUGGAGAAAAGGUGCUCCAAUAUUCUCCCCUAAAAGUCUGUGAAGAGAUGCCGUCCGGUCAGAUCUCCACUUCCUGUAUACUUCUGGUAUUUUUACACAUGGUUUCUUAUUUCCUGUUUACAUAUUUAAAGAUCCUGACGGGGAUCCGUAUUUUCUCUCUGAACAGUUCUCUUUUUGUAUGUACUGUAGACAGAGUGCUGUAUCGGCUGUACACUUACUGUACACUAGUGAUUAUUAUUAUUGUGAUUUUCCUUUCGUUUUGUCGAGCUUAAUACACGUGCAUGCCAAAGAUUAUUCAAGAUAUUAUAUUUAGCCAGGAAUUCCCCUUAUCAUGUCCUUUUGGUGCAAACUGAUUAUUGUCAACAUGGGAGAAACUCCAAUCUGCAACUAACCAUUAUUCUCAUUAUUCUGAUUAUUUGUCUAUUAAUCGAUCAAUCGUUUGGUCUAUAAAUUGUCAUAAAAAUAUUCAGUUACUAUCACACAUGAAGAAAUGACUAAAACGAUUAAUCGAUUAUGAAAAGACUUGCAGUUAACUGACUGAUUGUUUCAGCUCUAAUGCACUGAUGUGUUUGUUGCAGCGAGGUCAAAGGUAAUUAUAUAAAGAUAAAAAGGCUGAUGGCCGUCAAUAGCCGUGUUUCCAUUCACGUAUUUUUAUGCACAUUUUGAAGCAUUAUGGAAACAGCAAAACUCGAUAAAACGUGUCCGUCAUGUGAUGCCAUUAGGCAGAAAAAACGUUUUCCCAUAGACUUACGUUGGGAAACAGACAUCUGUAACUCAGCGGAUCAUUUUUUUCCCCCAGUAUGAACACAGUAUGAAUAGUCCCUAUUUAAAUAAUUAGCUCCUAAAAGUUGUAAAAAGCACUAAUAGCUGAAUCCAGAGUUAUUUCCCUUCCUCCGUUCAUGUGAAUGAGACCGAGACCGAGGCUGGAGCGAGCUGUUGGGAGGCGGAGUUAAAGGGAACGCUACUGCGCCUGCUCUAUGCGCCCAACGGAUGCGGAAGAUCGCCGGAAGAUCCGGAUACUAGAAAAUUAAACUUAUUUUGCUUCAUGCGCCACUAAGCAACUUUCAUCGGGACGAACGCUGUAUCCAGUUCUCUUCAUACAUCCAUGGGUCAGAUGACCAAAAUGAAUUGUUUUGUUUCCGGUUCACAACCUCUUCUUCUUCUUCUUCUACUCUGUUUACUGACAGAAUACAGCCAUGUGUAGCCGAUAGCGCCAACAUCUGACCAAACUACGCUGUAGCCGAGUUUGCUCCAAACCAGCUGAUGGAAACGCGCCUAAUUUCUUUUUUUUGACAUUUCAAUAGUUCGCUUAAAAUUCGCUUGACAAUUGAAUGGAAACACGGCUAAUGAUGUCAUUACAGAAUCCGUAGACUCAAUAAAAAUGUGUUUCUAAUAUUUUGGCAACUGUUUCUCAAACUACACAUGAAAUAGAGCCGUGAUUUUUCAGCGACACACACACAGGUGAUUUUAAUUAAAUAAUAAUUACAGUAGACUUUGGCAAAUAGCAAUAACAGGACAUGUUGACAAUCAGAUGUGAACAGCUUUGUUUUCUCAUGUAUUUCUUUUCCUACUUUUGUUCCAUUCGCUCUGACUUUAUCUUGCCCGUACGUCUUUCCUUCGGCUUUGACCCAAACGAUAGUUUCAGCUUCAGUAGAUGUACCGAGUUGUUGCUGCUUGUUGGUCUUUUUGUUUCAGGUCCUAAACUCAAUAAAGUUGUCAUAGCUCA